AUGUUAGGCGAACUGAACUGGAUUUUCACUGCAAUUACCGAUACAAUCGCGUGGAAUACUUUACCCCGCGAUCUGUUUCAACGCCUAUUCAGACAAGACUUAUUAGUUGCGAGUCUUUUCCGCAACUUCUUGUUGGCCGAGAGAAUAAUGCGAACGUAUGACUGCACUCCCGUCUCAUACCCGGCACUCCCGCCCGCAUACCAUCACCCGAUGUGGAAUGCGUGGGAUUUGGCCGUAGAUUUGUGUUUAGCACAACUCGACCCCAUUGUCAAUGAAAACGCUCAGUACAAACACAGCCAAUUCUUCUCAGAACAAUUGACUGCCUUUGAAGUGUGGCUCAAAUUAGGCGCUCGACCCGACAGACACCCCGAACAGCUCCCAAUCGUACUACAAGUGCUUCUCAGUCAAGUCCAUAGGUCUCGGGCUCUGGAUCUUUUGGGACGGUUCCUAGACUUGGGUCCCUGGGCUGUGCAUCUGGCGCUUUCUGUUGGAAUUUUUCCAUAUGUCUUAAAAUUAUUGCAAAGCUCUGCCCGAGAACUCAGACCUCUUUUAGUGUUUAUUUGGGCGAAAGUAUUGGCUGUCGAUCAGUCAUGUCAGGCAGACUUAGUCCGAGAUAAUAGUCAUCGAUAUUUUCUGAGUGUACUCUCAGAUCAACACAUGCCCGAAGAGCACAGAACAAUGGCUGCGUUUGUGAUGGCCUGCAUUGUUAAGAACCAUUUGGCCGGACAGGAAGCGGCACUUCAAGGAAACACACCAUCGAAUGGGAACUUAAUCGAUCACUGUUUGGAACAGUUGCAGUCCCAGUGUUCCGAUGGCUACAGUGCACCCAUCGGUUCCACGCCGUUAUUGCGCCAAUGGUUAGCCAUAUGUUUGGGCCAUAUAUGGGAGAACAAUGCGAACGCCCGUUGGAUCGGCACUCGAAACACUGCUCACGAAAAACUAUUUGUUCUGCUGGAAGACCCGGUGCCCGAAGUGAGGGCUGCGGCCGUCUAUGCUUUGGGAACGUUUAUUAAUAGUGUAACCGAACGGACAGAUCACGCAAACGCUUUGGACCAAAGCAUUGCUAUCACUUUAAUUAAUAAAGUGUUGAACGAUAGCUCACCACUGGUUCGCAAAGAACUAUUAGUAGCACUUCAU
This is a messenger RNA of Medioppia subpectinata, 1137 nucleotides long. Lineage: Eukaryota; Metazoa; Arthropoda; Arachnida; Sarcoptiformes; Oppiidae. The record is from the annotation of a GenBank genome assembly.